Molecule: messenger RNA, 1174 nt
Organism: Mangifera indica (mango)
Lineage: Eukaryota; Viridiplantae; Streptophyta; Magnoliopsida; Sapindales; Anacardiaceae
Product: tRNA-splicing endonuclease subunit Sen2-1-like
Exons: 2
Coding region: 126-863 (245 amino acids)
Biological process (GO): tRNA-type intron splice site recognition and cleavage; tRNA splicing, via endonucleolytic cleavage and ligation
Cellular component (GO): tRNA-intron endonuclease complex
Molecular function (GO): tRNA-intron lyase activity; nucleic acid binding
Source: RefSeq, a predicted model, not a curated record
UUAGAAGAAACUUCACUCGCUUCACUUCGGUUCUCAUUAAUCUCGUCGUCAUCCUUUCAUUUAUUCUUGCAAUAAAUUCUCAAUUAAACGAAGCUCAUCAGCAGACUCAUUCUUACCCAUUCUCUAUGGAGCCAAGAUGGAAAGGAAAGGCAGCAAAAGCCAAAGCUUUUGCUGAUCCCAUGUCGAAAAUCGUUUUAGAGCUUCAGUCUUCUCUUGUCCGAUCGGAGGCUCAGGCUUUGCUUGCUGGGUGCAGUGCACUUCUUGCAGUGGAAUCAGAACAAAAUGAUCUUCUCAAUCGCGCAUGUUUUGGUCGACUCAUUGUAACAACUGAGAAGGAGAAGCAGUGGUUUCAAUUGAGUAUGGAGGAAGCUUUCUAUUUAUGCCAUUCUUUAAAAUGCCUCAAGAUUAAUGUUGGUGAAGAUAAUUGUCCGAAGAAUGAUGAAGAGCUAUGGGAGUACAUGAAAUCCAAGAAGGAAAAAUUCCCUUUAUUUUACAAAGCUUAUUCACAUCUUCGAAACAAAAAUUGGGUUGUGAGGUCAGGAUCACAGUAUGGUGUGGAUUUUGUUGCUUAUUGUCACCAUCCAUCUCUGGUUCAUUCGCAAUAUGCAGUGCUCGUUUUAUCAGGAGAUGAUGUUGAUGAUGCAAAUCACCGUUUAAGAGAGUGGUCUGAUAUUCAUUGCACGAUUCGACUUUGUGGCAGUGUUGCAAAAACAUUGUUGGUUCUUUACAUCAAUAAGAAUGAUCAAGGUACUGUCUCUCCAUCAUGUUUGGAGGGUUAUGCUGUUCAAGAGCGAACAAUAAUGAGAUGGAGUCCACAGCAGUGCCGAGAAGAUCAAGCAGCAGUUGAAAAUGGAAUCAAGUAAGAAAGAUUUUCGAUUAUAUAUCUUCUUUCAAGAAAGAAUAUCUUUUCAUUACUUGAUAAAAAGAAGGCUUAUGCUUUCUUAAUAUGUUUUGCAGCAUCCCGUAGUUUGUUAAUAAGUCUCAUAGAUUAAUUUUUUUACCCUUGUUUUUCCUUUGCACCUUGAGAUUUCUAGAGAUUGUGCUUUAUUCGCUGCCUCCUCAACUUUGAUAUUAGAUACAGUUGCUCUUCUAUGUUUGGUGAUUGGAAUUUGAGCAAGAGAUGGAUUUUCUAUAAUUAAUUUUCAGUUUUAAAAGCAUCAUAUCUCUUUGUUCA